Molecule: messenger RNA, 1752 nt
Organism: Trametes versicolor FP-101664 SS1
Lineage: Eukaryota; Fungi; Basidiomycota; Agaricomycetes; Polyporales; Polyporaceae
Exons: 11
Coding region: 1-1752 (583 amino acids)
Molecular function (GO): protein binding
Source: RefSeq, a predicted model, not a curated record
AUGCAGCCUCCGAACAAGAAAGCGAAGACAGCGGAUGAGGCGUCUCACCAACUUGUGGGAGAUGAAGCCGUCGCUGACGUCGUUGACACUGCCAAUGCAAUAUCUAUGUUGGCUCGUCACAACUCCAUCGAGAACGCUCCCCUGGACAUUCUAUUUGAGGUGUUCCUUAUGUUGCGCCCCAGAGACCUACUCUCCCUCGCUCGCACCUCCAAGGCGUUUCGUGCAUUCCUGAUGAGCCGCAAGUCCUCGCGAAUUUGGAAGGAGACCAGGGAUCGGCACUCGAAAGGUGCACCCAAGUGUCCGUAUGCGGUUCUCCUGUUCACCUAUGACUGCACGAAAUGCGGGGCUCCACACAUCGGUACGACAUAUUGGGCGUUAUACCGUCGCCCCUGCUCCGAUUGUAGCAAGAAGGAAAUAGUAUCAGGAGCUCCGAUAGACAACUUGAUGCAAGAGGUCAAUGAAGAGACCGGGUACCCCGGUGGCUUCCUGACGUAUGCGAUUGAGCGCGGACGAUAUCGAACGACUUUCUACUACUCUCGCCCAGAGGCGGUCAAGUUCAAGUCUCAGUGGAAGCGCUGCGAAAGGGCCGGUGAGAAGAAGCGUCUUGUUGAAGAACGGAUAGCUAGCGUCAAGGAACGCAAGCAGGAGGUAAAGGCUAUUACUGCAUGGGGGGACGACGAAGACAGAAGACGGUCCUCUGACCUGGCAAUCAUUCGGGAAAAGCGCAAACGCGCUAUCUUCGCACGGCUGAGAGCAGAGGGCUGGGGAGAUGAGCUCGACAAGCAACGCACACAGAUUGACCCGUUCGGGCGUGAUCCCCUCUGGAAGCUCUACGAUUGUCCAGGCUUCUACCUUAACAUGCCUCUGACGGAAAACGAUUGGGACGGCAUGCGUGAUACGCUGGUUGCCGAAUUGGACGUACUCAAGACUGAGCGCCUCCGGACGGAACGUCGCCAAGCCACGACUGAAAGGCUCAAGUUCUUGCACGGGGUUGUAGCGGCUUACGAAAAGUCACUAGGGCUACGCCGGAGUGCUGCAUCGGACCUACGUGCGGAAUUUGGAGACCUGGCGAUGAUGCCUGCGUUCCGGAGCAUUGUGGAGCUGCCCGCGUGCGAGCCAGUUACCGAACAGGACUUUGCGAACCGGAUCGACACCAUACCGGCGCUGCAGGCGGAAUGGCUCAGGGAGCGUCAAUGCGAAUUCGAAGCGAUCGUCGGUGAGAACGCAGGGGGUCGUCUGCUCCAGUACCCGAUGGUGGCAUUGGCCAUCAGUUGCGGUAAACGGCUUUACUGCAAGAUCUGCUCGGUGCCUUCGAUCGGAUACAUGCAGGUUUACGACUGGAAGAACGCGAGCUCCCACCAACGUCCGCUUUGCGACGUCCGCGAUGGGCGAUUCGGACCUUCCGACAGCGUGAAGGCGAACAAGUGGGGAAUACUCGACGCAGAGCACACCAGGGCCGUCAUCGCUAUGGAUGCCGCACUGCAGGCAGCGGGCGACAUUCCGGGCGGCGCCAUCUUCGCCUGCACACGUUGUCCGCAACGCGGUCGAGGCUCCGAGUCCCUAGUCGCCCAUUGUAUGGAUGCGCACGAUACCGACCGCCCAGUAAUUGGCGAAGAUUUCUAUCUUCAUCCCAAGACGGGCACGCAGACGUACCCGAUUUCCAUAUACCCGGAGAACGCGCGCGGAGACCGUACGGCUGCCAAGGAUGUCCAAAGGGGACAUGCGUUCUUCUCUAUAACCUUGUUCCACUAG